Molecule: messenger RNA, 1471 nt
Organism: Nothobranchius furzeri (turquoise killifish)
Lineage: Eukaryota; Metazoa; Chordata; Actinopteri; Cyprinodontiformes; Nothobranchiidae
Gene: cdc42l
Product: cell division cycle 42, like
Biological process (GO): Cdc42 protein signal transduction; modification of synaptic structure; endocytosis
Cellular component (GO): dendritic spine
Molecular function (GO): protein kinase binding; GTPase activity; GTP binding
Source: RefSeq, a predicted model, not a curated record
CUUCUUUCCUCUGCACGAGCUGCUGCUCGUGCAACUUGCGCAGGCGCAAUAGGCAAUUGGAGCUGAAACCCGGAUGCAACCAACGCCUAACCUGUCGCUAGACAAACGAUGCAGACAAUAAAAUGUGUGGUGGUUGGGGACGGUGCAGUCGGAAAGACCUGCUUACUGAUCUCCUACACGACCAACAAGUUCCCCUCAGAAUACGUGCCAACAGUGUUUGACAAUUAUGCAGUAACUGUGAUGAUCGGCGGAGAGCCUUACACGCUGGGUCUCUUUGACACAGCAGGUCAGGAGGAUUAUGACAGGCUGCGUCCCCUCAGCUACCCUCAAACAGAUGUCUUCCUCGUAUGUUUCUCCGUCGUUUCGCCGUCGUCGUUUGAAAACGUCAAAGAGAAGUGGGUUCCUGAGAUCUCUCACCACUGUCCAAGCACACCUUUCCUAUUGGUGGGCACACAAGUAGACCUGAGGGAAGACAGCAACACUGUUGAGAAGCUGGCCAAGAACAAACAGCGCCCCCUCUACCCAGAGAGUGGCGAGAAGCUGGCUCGUGAGCUCAGAGCCGUUAAAUACGUGGAGUGCUCAGCUCUCACGCAGAGAGGCCUAAAGAAUGUUUUUGAUGAGGCCAUUCUGGCAGCGCUGGAACCUCCCGAGACCAAAACUAAGAGGAAGUGUGUUCUUUUAUAAAAAGAAUCUCCAACAAAGGGGGAUGUGAUGGUGGAAGAAACUGGUGAAAUUGUUCCAACAGAAAGAUCAACAGUUUAAAAAAGCAAACCAAACCAGAGGGUUUGAGAUGUGCCCGAGCAUGUGUUUAAUGAUUGUGCCUUCCAAACAAAAAACAGGCGAAGAGGCUAAAACAUGCAAUAAGUGUCUGUUUCUUCAAAGCUUUUGAAAACUGCUGUAUUCUCCAUUUUUUUAUAUUCAGGUGUCCCUUCCGCCCUGCUCAUCACAGUUUUCUGCUGUUUUUAAAGAGAAUGCUUAUUUAUGAACGUCUUCAGCCUCACCGUGUUUGAUUAAAGCCGUUGGAGGAUUAGAGGAGAUGUAAAUGGACAGGUUAACUGGUACUCUGUUUUCUGCUCCUGCUGAAACCCCAAGAUUCAUUCAUUCACUCCAAACAUACCUGUACAACAUGUUUAAUGUCCUCCAACAACUUAGAAAGCAUUUUCACAAAUCUCACAUGUGCAGUUGAUUUUCUGUAUUUUCUGUUGUAUGAAUUUUGUGAUGCUGUUUUGGGGGAAUCUUUUAGCAUUUUUGAUUUACAAAAAACUUGAAUUUUUAUUCUAUCCAGAUUGUACUUUUUGUUGUAUCCAUUUUUUUUUAUUGUUUGAUGACCAACAGUGAUGGAUAGUAUAAUAAAAUUGUGAUAUUUUUGAUAAAUGUUAGUCUUGAUAAAGAUUAAGAACUCUUUCUACUGAAUUUCUGGGUGUUUGUAAUCAUCUGAUAUUUUUAAUAAAAUGCUCUUACCAAAUAUAAA